UGGUGGGGAGGACGGUGCUCCUGGGCGGUCGGGCUCCGGGAGGCCGCUGUCCGUAGUGUGAUGCGCCGAGCGGGGAGACCCUCGUGAGGCCCGGACCCUUGGCCCAUCCACCCGAGUUGGCCCCAGAACUUAAGCCCCCGGCACGGGGAGCCUGCUGAGCACGGGCCGAGGCCCUGGGCGCGUGGAGUGGAGAAACUCAAGGGUCCGCCUCCCAGGGGAGCGAGACAACCGGCAAAGAAGCCAGUGUUCCCUGGGACCUGGCCUGCCCGGAUCCCGGCCCUGAGAAAACCCCUCCUCCGAGCCCCCCAGGCCCUCAGCCUGUACUCAGUUCUGCCCUGCGCUGAGCUCGGGAAGUUCUCAGAGAACUCAGACGCAGACCCCGCAUUCCCUGUCUUGGGGCGCGAUCCUCGUCUCCCCGCGGCGUGUCCCACUCACCACAGGCGUUCCCGCGAUUCCAGGGGAUGGGGUUGCAAGUUUAGGAAGCCGGAGUCUGGUUUGAACUCCAGCUUUGACUGCAACGUACUGUAUGACGGGCACAUUCUCUCCCCGCUCCGGUCCUGCCAGCUCUAAAGCAGACACCACUGACGUUUACUUCGUGUCCCCUUUCCUGGAGUUGUGCCUUCAUUUUGGGAGUCACGCGAGACCCAGAGGAAUGGAGAUCUUGCCUGUGUUUGACCUGGUGCCGGGCACUCAGAGCCACUCCUGGUCUGCCUGGCCUGGUCCUCGCCAGCCACUGAGCCACUGAGCAGAGCCGUGCCUGGGGGGAGCAGUUGCGACCAAGAACCUUCUCCAGCGGUCGGCCCCCCAGCCGUCCAGCACAGGCGCCCAGCAGCCAGGGAGGUGUGGCGUGGCUGGGGGACACAUGGCUGAGGCAGGGGACGGCCAGCACUUCCUCGGCUCCGGGGGCGACGCUCUGUCUCCUGACCUCGUCUGCCUCAGCGACUCGGACUCCGACCUCAGCCUGCUCGAUGAUGCUGGAGUGGAAGCUCUGUCUCCAGGGGGGCCGCCCGGGGAGGCCCUGGGGGAUUCGGGCCCCGUUAAGCUCCCCUCGCCCCCCAGGAGCUUCCCCACAGCGGCGGUGCAGCCCUUCCACCUGAGAGGCACGAGCCCCACCUUCUCCCAGCGCAGCCACGACAUCUUUGGCGGCCUGGAGCGGGCAGCCAGGCGGGCUCCGCCCUCUGCGGCCCCAGCAGUCCCUGGUGACAGUGGGGGCUUCCGGCAGCCACUGACACUCUCCAGCCGGCCUCCAGCCGGGGCCCCGAGCAGGGCCACUCGGAAUCCCGCUCCCCCGAGGGUGCCCCCCGUUCCUGACUACGUGGCCCACCCUGAGCGCUGGACCAAGUACAGCCUGGAGGACGUGGCUGAGGUCAGCAAACAGAGCAACCGGGCCGCCGCCCUGGCCUUCCUGGGCCCCCAGAGCCUGGCCGCCCCCAGCGACUACGUGCCCUCCUUCAACCAGGACCCCUCCAGCUGUGGGGAGGGCCGGCUCAUCUUCACCAAACCGGUCCGAACCGGCGAGGCCCGGCUUGAGAAGAGGAGGGUCCCGAGGAAGGCAGGGGAGCCGGGUGGGAGCACCCGCGGGAUCCCGGGAGCGGCAGGGGGCGAGGGCCCCGUGGAGCUGGCCCACCUGGCCAGGCCCGGGAGCCCGGAGGCUGAGGAGUGGAGCAGACCUCGGGGGGGCCUGCAGGAGGUGGGUGCACCUGAGGGGGAGACCCACGCGGGGUCUGGGGCCAGCAUCCUGCCAGGGGAGACGGUGGGCUUCCACAGCAGCAAGAAGCGGAGCAGGGACCACUUCCGGAGCAAGGGCAGCAGCCCCGAGGCCCCAGGCGCGGAGGUCUGAGUGGGGGGACUGCCUGGCCGCCUGCCUGCCCUGGCUGAGCUGGAGGGACGGCCACCACUGUCCCCCUGGUGUGGCUUCAGGGGCGGAGCAGGCCCGGGGCCCCACCCCCAGGGAAGGGAGCCAGCGGGCUGCCUGUCGGUGGCACCAGCGGCCAGGGCAGAGACCUUGCUGAGGGUGUGGGCCCGGGGAUGGCAGAAGCCCUGACCCACCCUGUGCCCAGGGGGACAGUAAAGGCUCUGGGUGUU
Molecule: messenger RNA, 2085 nt
Organism: Mesoplodon densirostris (Blainville's beaked whale)
Lineage: Eukaryota; Metazoa; Chordata; Mammalia; Artiodactyla; Ziphiidae
Gene: TSSC4
Product: tumor suppressing subtransferable candidate 4
Exons: 3
Coding region: 863-1840 (325 amino acids)
Source: RefSeq, a predicted model, not a curated record